This is a messenger RNA of Hydra vulgaris (swiftwater hydra), 606 nucleotides long. RefSeq names its product MORN repeat-containing protein 4. Gene Ontology annotation, biological process: response to axon injury. Lineage: Eukaryota; Metazoa; Cnidaria; Hydrozoa; Anthoathecata; Hydridae. Gene Ontology annotation, cellular component: cell projection. The record is from RefSeq and is a predicted model, not a curated record.
GCGAUAUUGAAUCCACAUCAUCAAGUUCUGUUGAACAUUUUAUUUCAGUAACUAAUUUUAUUAACACAAACAUUCUUUUAUGGAGAUCAAAUUUGAAAGAUAUGUUUAUUCAGAGGGACAGGUUUAUGAGGGCGAAUGGUCAGCUGAUGGAAAAAAACACGGACUUGGAUAUUUACUUUUCCCAAACGGAGACUCUUUCAGUGGUCGGUUUAAUAAUGGACUAUUUUAUGGCUCAGGAAUUUUGACUUUAGAAGAUGGAACUACUUAUGAGGGAGAGUUUUAUGAGGGUAAAUUUCAUGGUUACGGAGUUUACACACGCCCCGAUGGCAUGAAGUAUGAAGGACGAUUUACUGAUGGUACUCCAAAUGGUGCAGGAAAAAUUACAUUCCCGGAUGGAACAAGCGGAAAUCCGAAACAAGAAGGUUAUUUUCGAGGGUAUAGGUUGAUAAAACAAGAUCAUGUAUCGGAAGAUCUUUUAAAAGCACAACUGAGCGCAGAGAAAGCAAGAGGAAUAGCAAGUAGUAUCAGAAAAAUUUAAAAAAUGUGUUUUUAUUAGAGUACUAACUGAAAGUUUUUUAUGCAGUAAAAAGAUGAAUAACCCACUUA